AUGCAAUCUGGCACCACAUCUCUCUGGGGUCACGAAGGCGGUGGUGGCCCCAAGAAGUGGACGGAGCUCUACAUCAAGGGCAUUACGUUGAUACCGUACUGCUUUCCAACAGAAGAGCAUCGCAAAGCAAAUGUUGAGAAAUUAGAAGCAGCUAUCAAACUGUGGAUGACAGCCCUCGGCGGCGGACCGUCGCCGGGGACAAACCACAAGAUCAUCUUCUCGGAGUAUGUUGACUUCUCACAGAACCCAAGGUACUGCAUAGAUGUCAACAGUCCAGCUGAGAGCAAAUGGAAUAUGGCGGUACCAUACAAGACAGUCGCCAUCUGGAAGGACGAUGGCGUGGGCAAAGCCGCGGCCGCAUCCACUGUGGGCAUGGGUGAUACGCCGGGAAAGCCUUGGGAUCUGAACAUGUGGAUAGACGUAGAGGCCAGCGUCACAACUGUAGCACACGAACUUGGACAUGUCAUGGGAAUGAUGCACGAGCAACAACGCUCUGACCGUGAUAGAUACAUCCGUUACUGCACAAAGCUCACCGACUACCGCACCGCCCUCGCGCGCGCGCGUGAAUCUGACCCCAGCACGACGACCGACGAGCUGUGCAACGACGUCACAAUUGCUGAUAGAUACAACUUCAGCGGCCGCUCCUACACUGAUACUGUUCUGUACGGGAAAUCCGAGGAUGGCUGGACACUGAACCCCGAUUCACCGUACGAUGCGGAUAGCAUCAUGCACUACCACAGCUACAUCAUGGGUAAUGAGAAUUGUCUAAAUGGCAACCAGGCGGAGUGCCCAGUAGCGCGUUACAGGGACAGUACGAAUCAUGAUCUCGGAUAUGAGAUGAUUCCUAUGUGGUCCAGGCCGAGUUCGUGGGAUGUGGCGUGGGUCAAGACGCAGUAUGGGUGGAGGUACGGUGGUGCCGAAGAAGGUGCGCAGGAUGGCGGGGAGAUUAGUGAGGCUCGGUUGAAGGAGCUGAUUGAGGAGGAACGAGAACGAUAUGUUCAGAGCCAGGUGUAG
Messenger RNA from Alternaria arbusti, 1014 nucleotides. RefSeq lists its product as uncharacterized. Bases 1 to 1014 code for a protein of 337 amino acids. Gene Ontology annotation, molecular function: metalloendopeptidase activity. Lineage: Eukaryota; Fungi; Ascomycota; Dothideomycetes; Pleosporales; Pleosporaceae. The transcript is spliced from 2 exons. The record is from RefSeq and is a predicted model, not a curated record. Gene Ontology annotation, biological process: proteolysis.